AUGAUGGUCCCUCGCUCCUUUAGCCACAAUCCCUUGGCGCAGAGGCAACAGCAGAUUGAGUUCACAGAGAAAGAGAAGGACAACUUUGCAAAGAGGAAGGCACGGGACUCUCGUUCUCGAUCACCUCCUACGCGGUCUGCGCUGUCUCAGAGCCUCUCCCAGGAACGCGCCGCUGCCCUUCACAGACCGACUUCCGAUCCUGUAAAGAUUCCGUCGAAGACAGAACCGCGGAUCCAGCUUACCCCUCGACGACCCGGGCCUUCCUCAUUACAGCCCUCGACAUCGUCUCCAGUGUUGCGAUCGCAGCCCGUCCCGAGGAGGAAACAAUCGGCUCAGGAUGUCCUGUCCGCAACGACGAUUCCCAUACGAAGGAAACCAAAGCAGCGACCAAGUCAGCGGCUGCCAAAUGUUGACUACGUGGCGGAUUUCAGCAAGCUUCUACGCGACGAUGUCCAGUCAAGUCAUGAAGGGAGUCUGUCGGGGAGUUGGACGAAUCCGCAGUUCGAGGGAUUGUUCGGCACCAUCGACGGCUUGGUGGAGGGACAAAUGAUAGUGGGCAGUGAAGGCCUCGACGCUGGCAUACUAUCGGCACGAUCUCUCUCGGCUGAAUCGAUGCCUUCGCUGUCUUCGGCCGACGACUUCAGCAGCAUUUCUCCGGCAACAGUCAGAUCUCCAUCGGAUCAUCGACUCCGGCAAAUGGCGAGCUCCGAAGACUGCAGCAACGAGCACCCGCUGCUGCCAAUGGACGAGGAGGACCACUUCAGCGAAACAUCGACACCCGAGCUGACUAUUUCACCACCAUCGCAACUAAGGCGGAGACCAAUGCCGCUAAAGAAAACGCAAAGUUCCUUCAAAUCCAGCCUGACUGCGUCGUUGAGGGCAUUGAAAUCUGCGGCGCAAACAGUGUCCAAUAUCGCCACUACUCCUCCGUUGGUCCAACCCGAUGAUUUCCUCGCAACAUCCGUCUUUGAAUUCAGACCUUCAUUGACCGACGAUCGACGACCUCCACCCUCGGACGAACCCCCCUCCGCAGCCGUCCGACGCUAUCUCAACCCUCAUACCGUUGUGCCUGCCGACUCACCAGCUCAACUGCACUUCUGGGUCGACGAGAAACCUACACCUACUCAGAUCUCCAAAGCCGAGAACAAGCCAAAACUCAAAAUCAAAAGGAAAUACCAGACGCAGCGAACUCCAUCUCCCACAAACGAGAGAGCGCCUUUCUCGGCCUAUGCAAGCACAACUUCCCAACUUCCCUCGUUGGUGCCGCUAGCAACUUGUAUACCCUCCACCAUCCGCACGGCCCAUGCCUCUUCCCCACCAACCUGGCUCGAACCCGACGGCACGCCAUCCAACAAGUUCCGCGCUGCCCAGACCCUUUGGGCGGACCCGGAGCACGGCAUCGACCAAGGACAACCGAGGCCCAGGGAACCCCGAGAAAACCGCGAUUUCCUGCGCGUGUUCGUGUGCGAGAUGAAUAUGCGCAAGAAUGGGAAGUUGGCCGACGAUGCUCCGGGACGGGCAAAGUUAUGGCUACCGGCCGUUGACGAGGGCGGCAAGACCGGAAGGAAGAGGUCACGGCAGAGUGGAGAGCAGAGAUGGGCAACUUGGUCGGUCGACGACUCUUAG
Molecule: messenger RNA, 1626 nt
Organism: Cladophialophora yegresii CBS 114405
Lineage: Eukaryota; Fungi; Ascomycota; Eurotiomycetes; Chaetothyriales; Herpotrichiellaceae
Exons: 1
Coding region: 1-1626 (541 amino acids)
Source: RefSeq, a predicted model, not a curated record